Molecule: messenger RNA, 909 nt
Organism: Chaetomium fimeti
Lineage: Eukaryota; Fungi; Ascomycota; Sordariomycetes; Sordariales; Chaetomiaceae
Exons: 2
Coding region: 1-909 (302 amino acids)
Source: RefSeq, a predicted model, not a curated record
AUGUUGUCCCUGCCGCGACAGAUGCAGCUGUUCGUGCUGCUGGUCGCCGCUUCCUUGGCGGCGACGGCGAUGGCUGCUUCCAGUCCAAGCCACGAGAGCGCUCUGCCUUCGUACCACUACGGCGCCCCGAUUCGCGUAGAGUGCAUGAAUCGCAGCUCGGAAACGGGCGAACACGUCGAAAACGCACAGCACGAAAUCCAAUGGAUCCCCUUCCCGGUCUGCAACGAGACGAACGAGCCGCUCGAGUUCAACUACGGCAUCGAGGGCGAGCAGAACUGCACGAUCCCCAUGAUCAGCGACCCCUUCUUCCACCUGCUCGAAUUCUACAUCCACAACGACGCGCCGCUCUCGUGCCGCCUGCCGGCGCGGCCCGCCCCGCACGUCCAGGUAGUGGGCGAGAAGGCGCCGGAGCAGGAGUACAUACCGCUGGUGUUCGCGCUGGCGGGCACGCUGCAGCUGAGCCACAUGCACAUCAGCACGCACCUCAACGUGCUGCUGCACAGCACGCCCAAGCACCACGUGCACCCGCGCGACAGCGGCGUGCUCGACAGCGGCACCGCCUACAGCACGAGCCCGCUGACCCACCUCGAGGGGAGCGCGACCCGCCGCCUGGUCAUAGGGGACCCGCUGCCGCUCAGCUUCAGCGUGCGCUGGUUCCCCACCCCGGCCCUGCCCAAGGUCGCCGGCAAGGUCGAGUGGGCCGGCAUGGGCGGCCACAUCUACGCCAGCACCGUCUUCUACAGCCUUGUAUCGUUCUGCGCCGGCGGCUUGGUCUCGGCUGUUUACUUCUUUGGGUCGGUGAUGCCGAGGCGGCUGCGGGGGAGGGGUCUUGGCGGCGCGACGCCGCUCGGGUAUGGGAUGAACGGCGUGGGCAACGGAUGGGGGUACCAGAAGCGGGCGGUUGACUGA